Exaiptasia diaphana is the source of this 2691-nucleotide messenger RNA. RefSeq lists its product as uncharacterized. Gene Ontology annotation, molecular function: metalloendopeptidase activity; zinc ion binding. The coding region runs from base 244 to 2691 and encodes 815 amino acids. The transcript is spliced from 18 exons. The record is from RefSeq and is a predicted model, not a curated record. NCBI's taxonomy places the organism in Eukaryota, Metazoa, Cnidaria, Anthozoa, Actiniaria, Aiptasiidae.
CCUUUUCAAACUGGGAUCUUGUUUAGGAUCUUCCUWUUAUUUUACUUAUAUAAAAAACCCUUGCAUUUUCAAGGCUARAAARCAAGGCAGUUAAAGAAUUUUCGUUUGUUGGUAUUUGGUGUGGCACAAGAGAAUGGAAGGAAGACCCAGUAACGUCGACGCUUGAAAGCCACUGUAGUUUUUCACAAUUUCAAAACACGAUUCAAAUUGUUGUGGCAAUUUUAAUUUAAGAAAACGAUAGUCAUGAAGCUGUUUAUAUUUUAUACUUUACUGACCAUUGCUAUGGUAACACAAUCAACACAAGCAUCCAAAACAAAAGUACUUAACAGAUCUCGUCGAAGUGUCCUCAUCAAAACUAUGCACAAAAUAUGGCUAAAUAGACACAAGCGCGAUGUGGACGUACUCAAACUCGUCGCUCUGAGAGAGAAGUUAACAAGAAUGAGACGUGACUUAUUAACUGGACCACCGCAAAUUGUGAAAGUUGAAAUCAAGUUCAAAAGUGAUUGGUUACACCACAUGUCAGAACACGAAUCAACUCAAUAUCGAUUGAUGGACGGUAAUAUCCAAGACGCGAUCUUUACAGAGCUAUUUGGGGACACGGAAUUUAUUGAGUCUAAAGUAAUGACACUAAAAGAGUCUCAAGACAAAMAAGUCUUGGCCGAUAUAGAGUUUGACUUCGACCAAAACGAGGAAGACCCUCUGAGACACUUAAGAGCCAUUGUUGAGACAGGAAGGAUAUCUGGAAUGGAAGUUUACAAGUAUUACUUCGUUAUUCUCAAUAACAAUGCAGCUGCCAAACCAGCAGUCAAUCCAGCAGUYYCRAACAAAUCACKUGAUGYAGCCGCAGUAAGGCCAUCUUCMUCACCGAUAGUACCACAACCAUCUCAGCCACCACCGGCGGCAGCAGCACCAGCAGGAUACAAGGGACCAUAUCAAGAAUUCCAAUUCGACAUCAAGCUAAAGCAGCCUUGGGAUCAGCGMCUUAGUGACCAAAACGACAACAAAACAAAAAGCCUURMCGAUCACAUACAAAAAAUACUCAAGAUCAUUUUCGACAAAGAGCCCAAUUUUGUGGACGACAAAGUUGAAAGCAUAAGUAAUGGGCCAGACGCACACCCGUUUGUCCGCAUCAUGCUGAGAUUCAAACCUGGCGAAAACAACCCCGAGGACAAGAUGCUACAGCUUGUUAAGUCAGGUUUUCUUGGAGACAUACCAAUCUUCAAUGAUUACCUUAACGGCCAAAUACCAGGCACUGGACCACCGCCUAAAGAGCAAGAACCACGCCCAACUAAAGGGUUUGUACCGUACCACCCACCUCCACUGGUACAGGCUCAAGCAUCAGCUGAAGCGCCUGCUCAACCACCAGCUCCGUCAGCAACGCCAGCCGUACCAGUUCCUACUCAGGCGUUCAUCCAAACAACCCCAGCUCCUCCCCAACCUAAAAAACUGACUGGCAACUUCAUUUUGGAUCAGACAUGGUAUCCAUUUAUGGACAAUAUCCAAAGUGCUACUGAUAAGAUACUCUCUGAUGAUAUUGCUAAGGCGAUAAAGGAUGCUUAUGCUCCAUAUGAUGUCGGAGUAAAGAUCUUAGGUUUAGGUCGCUCACCCGACGGCAAGAUUCAAGUGAAUUACGAACUGACCUUUCCUACAGAGCUGACACCGUCACUGAAACCUUUACAGGACGCUAUGACCAAUGGAUUUCUUGGAGGAUUUCCAAUAUACACUGGUAAAAAAGCUGAUUCAAACCCAGCACCAACAGCCGCACCAACGAGUCCAAAUUGGUUCAAUAAUCAAACAAGUCAAGCAAACACUGYAGCRCAAAGUGGCUAUACAGGACAAACAGGUUACACUCCACCAGCUGGUCCAACCAUUAGCUUGACCACGAAAGUCAACCAAACCAGCUACACCGGUCAAUCCGGCUAUACUCCACCAGCCGACGAAUCCAAUCUACCAAACAGCCAAACUAGUUAUCCAGGUUAUACCGCAUUGACCAAUCAAACUAGCCAAACAGAUCAAACAGGUCAAACUAGUGUGACACCACCAGAAAUACCCCCAUUGUUAGCWAACAAUCAAACCAGUUAUACCGGACAGACUAGUUAUACGACCCCAAUCAACCAGACAAGCUAUACGAACCAAGCCAGUCCGACCGCUGCAGCUCCUUCUCAAGCGCCUUCAUAUAGUGAAGUCCCAAUUCUUCCUGCAAAUCCUCCUGUUGUUAAGUACCAGCCUGGUGUUGUACCUUUGCCAAGAGGCAUACCUCACUCGUGUGAAGAAAUACGAUCAUACGGCAUUGGUAACGAAGACGGAGAAUAUGUCAUCAAAGCAAGGGACAAAUGCCAUCUUAGCAUCAUUUGUCAGAAUAUGAAAGAGCCCCAUCCUAAAGAGUACCUGGGAGGCCCAGCACAAAAAGAAUGGAUGUAUUACCACUAUGCAGUAUUAGUCAGGAUAUCAGCUCAAGAUAAAAAGACAAUCGACAAACGAGCCUGUCUCGAAAACACAGCAACAGGGCGUGAAUUCAUUGCUAAAGUCAUGGCAGCUGAUGCAGCACAGGGGAAUCCCCUUGUACCAUGGAAAACCGACAUUAAGAGAAUGCUUCAUUCAUAUAUUGGCGAUAAAAGAAAAAAGAGAAGAUCUAUGGAAAAUACGGAUAUUACCCUUUGUACCAAGGCCGUCAAGAUCUAUAAAAGGUAG